AUGAAGACCUCAAAAUAUGUCUUAAGCCUUUCUCUAGCGGCUUCCGCGUUUGCGCAAGUCCAGCCAGCUGGCGUGACCCGGCCCAUCGUGGAGGAAUGUGGCUUCAAUGGCUGUGUUGUCUGUGUGAAUAAAUAUAGCGCCGUUCUACCCUAUCACUUCAACCGGUCCAUCUCGAACAACAAGGCCGACUACGACUACCGCAACACCAGUGUUACCAAUGCACCCACUUUUGACCUCUUGGGAUCUGCCGACUUUGUCGUCUUUGACCGAGAGCGAGGGUUGCAAUACCUCGGAGACAAUCCAAGCUAUGAGUUUGUGUUUCACGUCUCCAGCGCCGUACACGAAGCUCCAAUCUACGCGCCCGAGCAGAAUUUGUUGUUCAUCUCCCAGCUCGCGCCGCCAACGGGUGUCUUGCCUCAACUCGUCGUUGAUCUCAACCAAGAUCCGCCCACCUUGAGCAACUACACCCCGAAUCCGCCCAUAUACGCACCGAACGGCGGUACUUUCCGUAACGGUGACCUUCUCUUUGCUGCAAGCGGCGGGAUCGACGAGCUGGGAGGAAUCGAGCAAAGGGUAUCACUGCGGACAGUCGACCCUGCCACAAACAAGUCAACCGUGCUACUGAACAACUACUUUGGAUUCUACUACAACAACAUGGACGACGUGGCGGUUCACCCUACCACUGGAGAUAUUUUCUUCACGGACCCUGACUACAGUUAUUUCAAUGGCCUGACAGAUACUGCGCCGCAACUACCAGCUGCGAGCUAUCGGUUUAAUCCGGAUACGGGCGCAGUGUUCCUCAUAGACGACACUCUCAUUCAGCCCAACGGCAUCGCUUUCACCCCUGAUGGUCAGACGCUAUAUAUCUCUGACACUGGAGCUGUCUAUGGUGCAAUAGCACCUGGCUAUCGAGGAGACGGCACCCAAUUCAACACGACCGGCCCACGUACCAUCUAUGCUUUUGACGUUACGAACAAUGGCACCCGAGUCUCCAAUAAGAGAUCUUUUUAUCUUGCGCAGGAUUGGGUCCCAGAUGGACUCAAGGUCAGCCGAGAGGGACUCGUCCUCACUGGUUCGGGACAUGGUGUUGAUGUGAUCGACGACGUUGGUCAACUUGUUAUCCGGAUUCAGACCAAUUACACUGUUCAGAACUUCGCCUGGACCGGCGAGAAUCUGACGACGCUCUGGCUGAUGGGCAACAAUGGGAUUAGUAAGGUUGAGUGGAAUAUCACUGGACAGACGUUGCGUUAG
Exophiala spinifera is the source of this 1251-nucleotide messenger RNA. RefSeq lists its product as uncharacterized. The coding region runs from base 1 to 1251 and encodes 416 amino acids. The record is from RefSeq and is a predicted model, not a curated record. NCBI's taxonomy places the organism in Eukaryota, Fungi, Ascomycota, Eurotiomycetes, Chaetothyriales, Herpotrichiellaceae. The transcript is spliced from 2 exons.